CGGCCAAAUCCGCCAAACAAAAUAUCGUAAAAAUCUAUUUAACUUUGAUACUGAUACUAAUAAUCAUCAUGAACGAUUUAAUCGAAAAUUUAAAGAUCAUAUAUCAUCUCACAUGCAUAUAUCUGAAUGCGUUACAAAAUUAGUUUUACUUGUUGACGAUAUUAAAGUCGAAGAAAUGAUUUUAAAUAUUAGUCUGAAACAAAAAAUUUACAAUUCUGAUGAUUCAAUGUUACUUAAAAGAUUUGGUUCACAAAUAACAAACAAAGCUGUUGAAUUAUUUACGUAAACAAAACGAUGAAAUUAAACUUCAACAUUAUUUUAUAGAAGAACUUGAAAAUAAUAGAUGGCAAAUCGAUCAAAAAGACGAAGAAAAAAAUUAUUACAUUACUUCAAGUAUAAUUUAUCGCGAUUCAUGCGAAGGCUUAUUAUUUUAUGAUUGUCACUUUUAUUUACAAAAUCAGUUACCAUGUCGUCAUAUGAUCGUCUUGUUUAAUAAAAUUAAUGAUGAGAUAUAUGAUCAAACACAUGAAAUACAAAAAAUUAUCUCAUUUAACAAACGAUGGUUAAAACAUUCAGUUGAUUAUUAUUUAAAUGAUAUACAAAAUUGUGAUCCACAAUUUAUUUAUAGUUACUCAAGUUCCAGCUCAAAAAAAUAAAAUUUAAAAUAGUAAUGACAAGUAUAAUAAUGUUAAAUCAACUUUAGAUCUAUUAACAGCUCGCAUCAUUCAAUCUGGAACCAAUGAAUUUAAUGAGCAUUUAAAUUUUCUCAAUGUUAUUGUUGAUUUAAUUAAUUUAAACAAAUACAAAGAAUUAUACAAUUAUGUAAAUUCUUUAAAACAUACACAUUCCAAAUAGCAAGAUCAAGAAAUAGAACAGAAACCAUUUAUAAAUCUACUUGAUAAUAUACCGGAAGAACUAACAGCAAAACAAGCAAAAUUUAACAAUAUAGAAGAAGAAAUUGAACAACAAAAUACUGGUAAGGAAUCAUUAGUGGCUUAUAAGAAAAAAGAUAACACCAACGAUAAAGAUCAAAUUAAUAAAAAAAGAACUUAUAAACAAUCUUCACCAGAUUUAAAAGGAUAUAAUGUUAAACGGAAUAAAAAAUUAGAAUCAAUUCGCGACGUUUAUGAUAAAACGACAUGGUUAACUGAUUUUCAUAUAUAUUUAUUUUUCGAAUUAUUACAUAAACAUUUUCCCAAUAUUAAUGGACUAUGUGGUCCUGCACAAAUUCAUUUAUACACACAGUCGUUAGAGAACUCGAUUUUUAUUUUCAAUGCAAAUAAUAAUCACUGGGUAACGAUUUCAAAUUUGGACAGUAAUAAUAUUUAG
This is a messenger RNA of Didymodactylos carnosus, 1329 nucleotides long. The record is from the annotation of a GenBank genome assembly. Lineage: Eukaryota; Metazoa; Rotifera; Eurotatoria; Philodinida; Philodinidae.